CUGAGACACACACAACACUUCAUGUGCCGCACAGAGCUGCUGCUGCUGCUGCUGCUGCUGCUGCUUGAGGCUGAAUCAAUACCUACUAAUAUCUACAGCAGCAGAUUGUGUAUAGCAGCUGUCAUGACGAAACCUCGUGGGUUCGAGUUUUGGAGAAGCACUCUGAAGUGUGCACGGUACGUGGUCGCGCCCAUGGUGGACCAGAGCGAGCUCGCCUGGAGGCUGUUGAGUCGCAGACAUGGCGCAGAGCUCUGCUACACUCCCAUGCUGCACGCACAGGUGUUCGUCAGAGAUGCAAACUACCGCCGUGAGAACCUGUUUAACGAAGUAAGCCAAGAAGACCGACCCCUCAUCACACAGUUCUGUGCCAAUGAUCCUGAGGUGUUUAUCCAGGCAGCUCUGCUCGCCCAGGAUUACUGUGAUGCCAUUGAUCUGAAUUUGGGCUGCCCCCAGAUGAUUGCAAAAAGAGGCCAUUAUGGUGUAUUUCUUCAAGACGAAUGGGACCUUCUUGAGAAAAUGAUUAAAUUGGCUGAUGAAAAACUCUCUGUGCCCAUCACUUGCAAAAUCCGGGUCUUCCCAGAGAUUGAGAAAACAGUAAAGUAUGCCAAAAUGCUGGAAAAGGCCGGAUGCCAGCUCCUCACAGUCCAUGGGAGAACCAAGGAUCAAAAGGGGGCUUUGACUGGUAUUGCAAGCUGGAAGCACAUCAAAGCUGUACAGGAGGCUGUAAACAUUCCUGUUUUUGCCAAUGGAAACAUCCAGCACUUGAGUGAUGUACAGCGCUGCAUGGAGGAGACUGGAGUACAAGGGGUUAUGAGUGCAGAGGGGAAUCUGCACAAUCCUUCCCUGUUUGAGGGAUGUAAUCCACCUGUGUGGGAGAUGGCUGAGGAGUACCUGGAGGUGGUACAGAAACAUCCACCCUGCAGUCUGUCUUAUGUCCGUGCCCACCUCUUCAAACUAUGGCACCACACGCUACAGAUACAUCAAGACCUGAGGGAGGAGUUAGCCAAAGCAAAAAACAUAGCUGGAAUAACAGAAGUUAACAGACAGCUCAAACAUCGCUGUCAGGAGGAGAUGGCUAAAGAUGAGUCUGAAUGGAAUCAAACUGGACUACCCUUCCCGCACUGGAUCUGUCAACCCUACGUCAGACCAGCACCUAAGGAUCCAAGCACUGAAAAUGGGCAGAAAGCACAAGAGACGAAAGCUGUGAGUGUGAAGAGGCCACUAGAAGACGAUGGUUCAAAUGACUCUCUAUCCAAGAAUAAACAGAAGAAGAAAGCCCGUAACCCUCACAAGAACUUCUGUCCAGAGCUGAAACCAAAAUACAUCAAGUGUGAGCAGUGUGGCAACCCCAAAGGGAAUAAAUGUGUCUUCAACUUGUGCCGUGGGUGCUGCAAGAGAAAGGCUUUCAAGGAAGUGGCUGAUUGUCCAAGUCAUGGCUUGAGAUUCAAAACCAAGGCCUUGAGACAAUGCAACUCAGACACAAGCAGUGGGCUGACAAACAGGAAACCCAGUAGUCAGAUUGAUCUUUCAUCUGCAGUCCACGAUCAGCAGCCCCUGGCAUAAAGGAUGAUUGUAUAUUAGAUCUGGGUGACAGUGGCAUCUGAAGACUUAAAUCAUUUACCACUCUGAAAGUUUGUUUGAAAUCAGUUCUCACUGCUGCGCUGAACUGAAAACUAACGAUUACAGUUGGUGCCAAACCUGGUUGCUUCUCCAUUUCUGCACAGAUGGAAUUGUGAAUGUACAUGAUACUAAAUUAACUGAAUAUUCAGAGCCUCUGUCAUACAUUACACCAGACAUUAAGUUAAAGGUACAUCUGCUAACCCUUGCAUGUUUUGGUAUGUGUUGUGAUUAUACCACUGUGCUGCUGUUACUUAUUGCUAGUUCAUCUGUUUUUCUGCAUAAGUAGAGCAAUUCUCGUUCAGUGUCUUUUAAAGGGAUAGUUCAUCUUAAAAUGAAAAUUCUCUCAUCAUUUAAUCACCAUCAUGCAAUCCUAGAUGUGACUUUUUUUUUUCUGCUAAACACAAAGAUUUCAGAAGAAUAUCUCAGCUCUGUAGGUUCAUUCAAUUGAGGUAAAUGGUGAUCAGGCCUUUGAAGCUUCAAAAAGCAGAUAAAGUCAGCAUAAAAGUAAUCCGUAUGACUCAAGUGGUUUAAUCCAGGUCUUCAGAAGUAAUCUAAUCAGUUUUGGGUGAGACUAGAACAAAAUAUAACUUUUUCACUGUACAUCUUGCCAUUGUAGUCUCAUGAUUUCAAGCUCGAUUACACUUCCUAGUGCUUAAAGCUAAGGAACGUCGCCUUGUUGUACCACCACAAAGAGACACCAAAACACUUUCCCGGACUUUCAGCUUCAUCGUACCACGUUGGUGGAACGACCUUCCCAACUCCAUCCGUAAAGCUGACUCACUCUCUGUCUUCAAAAAAAGACUUUUUAAAAACACAUCUUUUCCAUGAGCACUUAACCAGUCAUUAAAAAAAAACAAAAAAAAAAACAAUUCCUGUUGCAUUUUAUUCUGUUUUGAAUACUAUUCUGAUGCUAGUGAUACUUUGUAAUACGGCACUUUUUAUACCACUGUCUCCUUAAGAUGAUUCGCUUAUGUUUUCCUCUUUUGUAAGUCGCUUUGGAUAAAAGCAUCUGCCAAAUGAAUAAAUGUAGAUGUAAAUGUAAUGUAAAGCAUGCACAGAGCGCUAGAUGGUGAUAUAGGAAGUGUAAUCGAGCUUGAAAUAAUCAUCGCCAAGGAGACUGCUAUCAACAUAAACAGUGAAAAAGGAGUUACCUUUUGUUCUGUUCUCACCCAAAACCAACUGGAUCGCUUCAGAAGACAUUGAUUAAACCACUGGAGUCGUAUGGAUUACUUUUAUGCUGCCUUCAUGUGCUUUUUGGAGCUAUGGACCUACAGAGCGGAGAUAUUACUCUAAAAUUGUUGUUCGUGUUCAGUAGAAGAAAGUCAUGCACAUCUGGUAUGGCAUGAUGGUGAGUAAAUAAUGAGCGAAUUUUCAUUUUUGGAUGAACUAUCCCUUUAAUGAACUGCCACUAUGCACUGCUGUUGGGUGAAUACAUUCAUAUUCUAAAUGAUUUAAGAUUGCAUACUUUUACCUCCCUUUUAGCAAAUUUUGAUAAUCACUUGGAAGAAAUGAUAUUUAAAAUUAAGUUGCCACUAUAAACGCACACCCUUGUAUGGUUAUUGUUCCAGAGGAGCUGGACUUUUAUCUUGGGACUUUCUGUUUAAAUACACUGGUGGAGAUCCUAACCUAAAAGAAUAGCAGGUGCUCUAGCGGACUUAAAAUGUGUACUUUCUUACAAUAUUUAUUGUCUUCCUUAUUGAAAGAUUUGACAAUUGUAUGGUGAAGCCACAAUCAAACACCUUUUAUUUUUAAAUUUUCCAAACAACAUUAUAUAAACUCAUUUUUACUUUAUGGAUUUGUUCUGAUUACUAUCCUGGGCUGUCAAGACCACAUUGUAAUGCAGUGAUUUUUCAAUCUUACACUCAGAUCUGUGGGCAGAACAAUUACAUUAAAAAGGUUUCAGACUGAGUAAAUUUAAAGUAGAUUUAAAAGUAAAUGUAUCUAUAAAACACAAUUGUCUGAUAACAGAUGCCUACUAACAAAUUACCAGAAAUCAAAUGCCAUAGUUCUGUGUUUGCCUUUCAGCAUUUUGUUUAUCAGGAGUUAGUCUCCUAUUUGAAAAAUGUAAUCCUAUUAUAACUUUAGUUCAACAUUGUUAAUUUCAGUUGUAUUGUAUGGCAGCAUAUCAGUUCAUUUUGCCAUACUUUUUAUAAAUACUGUAUGACAUUUUGAGUCUCACUGUUACUUUUCAGUAUCAGGAUAAGCAAUGACUUCAGCUCAGUGCCUUUUUAUAAAAAUCGUGGGUCAUUCCCUCAAAAACAUUCUUAAAUGAAUCCCUUACUGCCCUAAAUGUAGUUGAGGAUGUCUAAAGAGCUGUGGUUGAUCUGUAUGGAUGGGGUUUACUGGCAACAUUGUUUCCCUCAUCAACAUCUUACAGUGGUGAUCAAGCAGGAAUGUUUGUUCAAAUACAUUUUUAUGGUUCUGAAAUUAAA
Molecule: messenger RNA, 4052 nt
Organism: Myxocyprinus asiaticus (Chinese sucker)
Lineage: Eukaryota; Metazoa; Chordata; Actinopteri; Cypriniformes; Catostomidae
Gene: dus1l
Product: dihydrouridine synthase 1-like (S. cerevisiae)
Exons: 14
Coding region: 22-1563 (513 amino acids)
Molecular function (GO): tRNA dihydrouridine synthase activity
Source: RefSeq, a predicted model, not a curated record